CUGUCACGUUGCAAGUUUGACAUUACACUAUACAGUCGGUGUUUUUGAUAUGAAUAAUCUCUUAGCGUAAAUUUUUGUACAAUAGAUAUAGGAUAAUUUAAACAGCAAGAAGUAAUUAUAAGUAAUACGAUGGAUCUUAUUGUAUUUAUAUGGCUUAUUUUUACUUACGGUUUAGCAGCGGCUAUAGCCUUGCUUAUGACGAUAUGCAUCUUUAUUUACCUGGUAACUAGCCCGUACCCUGAAAUGGAACGUUUCGAAGAAGAGAAAACAUAUAAUGACCCUAGAAGUAAAAAAAGAGUGGCAUUUCCCAACAUUGAAGACCCACACAGUGUCCACCUCAGUGUUGUAGUGCCAGCCUACAAUGAGGAGGAGAGAUUACCACCCAUGCUUGAUGAGGCUAUAGAGUUUUUGGAGGGCAGAGUGAAAGAACACCAUUCAUACAAAUAUGAAAUAAUAGUUGUCAGCGAUGGAAGCAAAGAUAAAACUGUCCAAGUGGCUGAAAGUUACUCUGAAAAAUAUGGCUGUGAGAAAAUUAGGUGUUUGGAACUUAUAAAAAACAGAGGAAAGGGAGGAGCUGUCCGUCUGGGUAUAGAAAGCUGCAGAGGAGCCAGCAUAUUGUUUGCUGAUGCAGAUGGAGCAUCUAAGUUUGAGGACUUAACAAAACUAGAAACAGCACUCAAGGAGCUAAGUUACGACCCAAUACUUCAACCGAAUGAUGUCAGCAACAGUAUAGCCAUUGUGAUUGGCUCUAGAGCACAUCUUGAAAAGGAGUCUUUGGCUACACGCAGUGUAUUUAGGAAUAUUCUGAUGUAUGGGUUCCACUUCCUAGUAUGGCUGUUCACUGUCAAAGGUGUGAAAGACACGCAGUGCGGGUUCAAGCUGUUCACUAGGAAAGCAGCAAACAUUUGUUUUAAAAGUUUACAUGUAAACAGAUGGGCAUUCGACGUAGAAAUACUGUACAUAGCACAAAGGCUAAACAUUCCAAUUGCUGAGAUUCCAGUCAGAUGGACUGAAAUAGAAGGAUCCAAAGUGACUCCAGUUUUCUCCUGGAUCCAAAUGGGCUGUGACCUAGGUCUCAUCUGGCUCAAAUACACCAUUGGAGCAUGGAAAAUAAAAAGUCUGAAGAAAGAAUAAACCUAUAUUUUGAUACUUUUUUCCUAGAUAUAAUUUAAAUUAGCAUAAUCAAGAUAUUAUAACUUGUCUCUUAAAAUAUUGAUACUUUAAGUAUAAUAGCAGUGUCCACAAACACUUAAAAGAUAACAAAAUUGAUGAUCAAUAAAAUUAAUAAUUGCUUAAUCAAAAACUUUUAUUUGUCUUUAUCAGAACAGAAAAUAUACACAAUAAUGCACAUUGCACAUAAUCAUACAUAAUAAGCUGGACAGACAUAAACAUAACAAAAUAAUAACAGUACACAUUAAAAAUUAUGUAUAAUGCAGCUAUAGUUUUAAACUAUAAAUAGGAAAUGCAAUGUUUUCCCUAAAAUCUUACAGUUACACUGAUCAACAUUUAUCUUGCAGAAAAUGCAGGAAUAUUAGAAUGAAAAUAAUCUUAUGUACUUAUUAAAGAUUUAUAAUUACUUUAUAGGUAAGAUAACAGGGUUAUUUUUAAUUAGUUGGUGAAACUUCACUGUUAUUAUGACAUCUACAUUGAAUAAAAUUUAAAUGCUGUCACAACAGGUCCUACUUAGACUUGAACAUUUACCUAUAACAUUAAUAUCUAGUAAAUAGACAUCAAAUAGAUUUUCACACAAGUCUCCAGACUUUUAACUAAUUUAAAAUAACACUGCAUAUUUUUUUUAUUUACAUUAAACAUAGAGAAUUGAUUAAAUACAAUAUUACAUACAUUUUAUAAGUACACCAACAUGCAUAUACACUUUUAUCUUAUAAAAUAGUGACCAUUCAGUAGUGUAUAUUAUUAUGAAGGUUACAUGAAAUAGAAGUUAUAGGCACAGGUAGAAUUUGAGCUUUAGUUUCCAAUUUAAGUAAUAUAAACCAAAUAUUAAGUAUAAGAUCUCUUUAUUAGAUCACUUCGUUACAUUCAGUGUAAAAUUCUAAAAUCAGAUGAAUUAACAUCGAAAUAUUCGAAAUAGUUUGUUUUUCUAUCAUUGAGCAUUGUAAAAUUGGUCAAAAAAGUUUGCAUAGCGAAGUUAUAAGCAACUAUUUUUAGCUACUAGCUACAAGAAAUAAUGCAUUUUCUAAAAAAAAUAUUAAAAGUUUGAGACAAUUUCGUUAUUUUGUUAUUAGAUGAUUACCUUUGAUGGUUUUAUUUAUUUUGGUGGGUAUGAGUUGGCUGUACGAAACAGUUUUCCGGGACCUUGUCAACUGCGAUGUUUACGGCAAACACUAAACCAAAGAGAAAUACGCCUAUUAGUGCAUCGAGACAUUUUAUAAUUUACAAUUAAAAUAUUACUAAAUUACUUAACCUAAUGCUUAAAAAAUUUGAACGGCACCGCGAAAUACAAAUUUGGUUAUAAAUACUGAAAAACUCAAACAAUUUAACAUAAGCUCUUUAGUUUGCUGGCACAGUAUAUUUUGGUAAUUGAGGAAAUGUGUUUGUUAUAUAUUUAAAAAGCAACAAUUUUUUUGUAAUAGGUUGUCAACCGAAGAUUUUUGUAGCAUACAACAAAAUUGAUUUUAAGACACAUACAUAUUAUCCAGUAUUUUUGAGCUAGAUUUUAGACACGAGACAAGGAAGACCUCAGUUUCUGUACUUAGACAUGUUUUAGAAUAACAAUUAUUUAACACAAUCUAUACAGACCUAUACAGUUAUACAAUAUACUACCCGUGCCAAUAAAGAAUGGGAUUAGAAAUGGCGGCUCAUUGAGCUGGGAGCGUCAGCAUAAAAAUGCAAUAACAAUAAAUUUGACUACUAAC
Spodoptera exigua (beet armyworm) is the source of this 2873-nucleotide messenger RNA. NCBI's taxonomy places the organism in Eukaryota, Metazoa, Arthropoda, Insecta, Lepidoptera, Noctuidae. The record is from the annotation of a GenBank genome assembly.